Molecule: messenger RNA, 1803 nt
Organism: Plodia interpunctella (Indianmeal moth)
Lineage: Eukaryota; Metazoa; Arthropoda; Insecta; Lepidoptera; Pyralidae
Product: calponin homology domain-containing protein DDB_G0272472-like
Exons: 2
Coding region: 237-1649 (470 amino acids)
Source: RefSeq, a predicted model, not a curated record
AACGCAGAGCGCUGCGAGCAAUGGGCCGCCGGCUCAAACGCAUUCAGCUCGUCUCUAUCAGUUAUUCGUAACAAAAUUUAGUAACAUAUUGUGCUUGGUGUCAUUUCAAUGUAUAAACACAAGAGGAAGUGAACUCGCGAGUUAGUAUCAUUUUAUUGUUGACUGCUGCACAACGGCAUCAAACACUAUCUAAAACUGUAUCGUAUGCAUAAAAGUCAUUAUAAUUAGAAAUCAAGAUGAAUUUCAUAUCAAAUGUACUGGAUUCGAUCCCUGUAGUGGGGCAUGUAAAAGGUACCGUGCAUUAUCUAGCUGGCGACUUGGACGGAGGGAACAGGGCAAUGUACCAGGCGUCGCGGUCGACGGCGGUGCUGGGCGCGGGCGCGGCCGGCUGUCUGGGCGGGCCGGGCCUCGGCGUGCUGGCGGCCAUGAACGCGGGCACGGCACUGGACCUGGCGGCUUCUGUGGUCUCAGGCAAGCCACAAGGGAUUGUUAACAACAUGGCAAAUGUAGGAAAAGAUAUCGCUGAAGGUAAAAAUCCAACUGGAUCUAUAAUAUCUGCAGGUAUACAGUUAGCUGCAGAUGGAGCGGGCGGUCUAGGAAUGGGUGGAGUGUCGAAUGCAGCCACUCAAAUUUCUGAGAAAGCUGUGGCAAAUACGAUACAAAAAGUUGGAGAAAAAGUAGUUACCGCUGUUGGUGAAAAAACACUUCAGAAGACGUUUCAAGUUUCAGCCGCGCAAGUGACAAAUACGAUUGCAAAAAAAGCGUCGGAAAGGGUUGUUAAAAAAGUUAUCGAACAAACAGUAGUGGUAGCAGAGAUUGCGUUGGUUUCUGCUCACGUAGAAAUGAGUGCUAAAAAUAGGACUGAACAGGAGGAAAAAGAGAAAGAAGAGCAGGAGGAACGUGAACGGAGUGAAAGGAGAGCUCGGAGAGAAAGAGAAAGACGUGCUCAAGAAGAAAGAGAGCAAAGGGAAAGAGAGAGAAUUGCACGUGAAGAACGGGAAAGACUUGCUCGGGAAGAAAGAGAGCAAAGGGAGAGAGAGAGAAUUGCACGUGAAGAACGGGAAAGACUUGCUCGGGAAGAAAGAGAGCAAAGGGAGAGAGAGAGAAUUGCACGUGAAGAACGGGAAAGACUUGCUCGGGAAGAAAGAGAGCAAAGGGAGAGAGAGAGAAUUGCACGUGAAGAACGGGAAAGACUUAUAAGAGAGCAAAGAGAAAGAGAAGCUUAUCAAGAUAGGGAGAGACGAGCUACUGAAGAGCGGGCACGCACACAAGUCGAAAGAGAACAGUUGGAAAGACAAGCUCGCGAACAGAGUGCUCGCGAGCAAACACAGCAGAUGUCAGGGCAGGCCCGAGCGCGAGAACAGGAUGAGGCGAGGGACCCGGCGGAGCCGGACACUGGCGCUCCUGAGGAUCCAAAACCUUCGGAACCGAAGAGAAAUAAAAAAGGCAAUAAAUUACUCUUGUUUUUACUAUUUCUGUUAUUAUUACUGAAGAAACUCUUAGAAUAUCUUUGGCAAUUACUGAAGGCUUACUUCUUGAAAUUCCUUUUACUUUUUAUUCUUUUAGCUAUAAUUUUAUACUACUAUCGAAAUGAAGAAUAUAUCAAAUGGGAGGGCCAAUAUACAUCUAAUCCAUACAGGUUAAUAUAGUAAUGAAAUUAUUACUUCUUUGGGUCAAAUUAUUUUUACAUUAAAUUAUACAAUUGUACUUUGACUUUACCUACUUUAAUGUAUGAUUGUUAUACUUAAUAUGAUAUAAGUAUACUUGUUUAUUUUGCAUAAUAAAUAAAACUUUAUUUUAGUA